UCUUAAAGUACCCCGACGAUUCAUAACCUUACUUUUAAGGUUACCAUAUUUACAUACCUUCCCUAAUCUAUUUUGUAAUUUUGUACUUUGAUCCCUUAAUUAGAGGAUUGUUGAAUCGUUCAUUUCGUUACAGUGUUCGUUCGCUUUAACAAUGUUUUCUAAUUGCAGCAGGAAUUUAACAUCCAAAUUUUCUAACCAGCUGAAACGAUUACAAAGUUCGUUGGUUAUCGCGGAACAUAAUAAUGAAGCCCUAUCGCCGAUCACACAAAAUGCUUUGACGGCAGCUAAGAAAAUUGGAGGCGAUAUUACAAUUUUGGUUGUUGGAACGAAAUGUGGUCCGGCUGUAGAGAAAUUGGUCAAAGCGGAAGGGGUUAAACGUGUGCUAGUUGCCGAAAGUGACGCAUUUAAGGGGUUUACAGCUGAGAGCAUUACACCCUUGAUACUUGCUUCCCAGAAACAGUUUAAUUUUACGCAUAUUCUGGCUGGGGCGACUGCAUUCUCAAAAGCUGUGCUGCCGAGGGUUGCGGCCAAGUUAGACUCAUCUCCAGUUACAGAUGUUAUUGGUAUUAAGGCUGCAGAUACCUUUGUUCGUAGUAUUUACGCAGGAAAUGCUAUUCAAACUUUAACUGCUUCUGAUCCAAUUAAAGUUUUGACGGUUCGAGGUACCAGCUUUGAACCUAGCAGUUUAGAAGGCGGUUCAGCGGCAUCCGAACCCGCACCCGCCGGUGAUUAUGCAACCGAUUUAAAUACAUUUGUAAGCCAAGAACUUAGCAAGUCAGAUAGGCCAGACUUGUCGAGUGCAAAUGUUGUUGUCAGCGGAGGUCGCGGUUUGAAGUCGGGCGAGAACUUUAAGUUGUUGUACGAUCUUGCUGAUAAAUUGAAAGCCGCUGUUGGUGCUUCACGUGCAGCUGUCGAUGCCGGCUACGUACCAAAUGAUAUGCAGGUUGGACAAACUGGAAAGAUUGUGGCCCCUGAUCUGUACAUUGCCGUCGGUAUCUCAGGAGCCAUUCAGCAUUUAGCUGGAAUGAAGGAUAGCAAAACAAUUAUUGCCAUUAACAAAGAUCCGGAAGCACCUAUUUUCCAAGUAUCCGACUAUGGUUUAGUUGCUGAUUUAUUCAAGGCAGUUCCCGAACUUACUGGGAAAAUAUAAUAUCUCCCGUUGCACAGUAAAAAUGGUCCGAAAUUUAAAGUGGAGCUAUUUUAAUGAUGGAGUACUGUAAAUGAUUAUUUUGAAUACAAAAUCAUUCUGCGAA
Photinus pyralis (common eastern firefly) is the source of this 1253-nucleotide messenger RNA. It is a transcript of the gene wal, whose product is annotated as electron transfer flavoprotein subunit alpha, mitochondrial. Gene Ontology annotation, molecular function: electron transfer activity; flavin adenine dinucleotide binding. Gene Ontology annotation, cellular component: mitochondrion. The coding region runs from base 152 to 1150 and encodes 332 amino acids. Lineage: Eukaryota; Metazoa; Arthropoda; Insecta; Coleoptera; Lampyridae. The record is from RefSeq and is a predicted model, not a curated record. The transcript is spliced from 6 exons.